AUGGCCGAGGAGAAGGUGGAGAUGGCUGAAGUUGAGACGUCUCUCAUAACUUCAGAGUCCAAACCGGCUCCGGUCAGAAUGCCCAACAGAUUUGAGAGGUUAUUGCAGCCCUGCGUGGGCGAGCUGGUGGGGACUAUGUUCUUCGUGUUCAUCGGCUGUGUGUCUGUCAUUGAGAAUGAGGAGACCACAGGGAGGCUGCAGCCGGCUCUGGUCCACGGUUUGGCUGUGGCCGUCCUGGUGACUUGCUUUGUGGAAAUCAGUGGUUCCCAUUUCAACCCUACAUUCACCCUGGCCAUCUACCUGUGUGGAGGCAUGGAGAUGAACAUGGUGGCCCCAUACGUUGCAUCUCAGCUGGUUGGAGGUGCGCUUGGAGCUGCUAUGGCAAAGGGAAUGACCAACAAAGAGAAGUACAACAAGGCCCACGGGGCUGCAUUCGAUCUGCUGCAGUCAGACUGUCAGAUAGGAAGAGCUGUGUUUGCAGAGGUCACCAUGACCUGCCUGAUCACCGUGGUGCUGCUGCUGGGGGCCGUGAACUCCAAGACCAGAAGCCCCAUGGUGCCCUUCUUGGUCGGCUGCACUGUCAUCUUCAACAUCUUGGCUGGUGGAGAUAUUUCUGGGACGUGUAUGAACCCGGCCAGAGCCUUUGGUCCAGCCUUAGUGAACAACUACUGGACCUUUCACUGGGUCUACUGGGUGGGACCCAUCGGAGGAGGUCUAAUAGGAGCUGUUCUGGUCCGCCUCCUUCUUGGAGACCGGAACAUCCGACUCUUUUUGAAAUGAGAUUGUGUGAACAUCUACUUCAGUU
Messenger RNA from Limanda limanda (common dab), 805 nucleotides. It is a transcript of the gene aqp8b, whose product is annotated as aquaporin 8b. Bases 1 to 780 code for a protein of 259 amino acids. Gene Ontology annotation, cellular component: plasma membrane. Gene Ontology annotation, biological process: transmembrane transport. The transcript is spliced from 5 exons. Gene Ontology annotation, molecular function: water channel activity. NCBI's taxonomy places the organism in Eukaryota, Metazoa, Chordata, Actinopteri, Pleuronectiformes, Pleuronectidae. The record is from RefSeq and is a predicted model, not a curated record.